GCGGGCCCAAGCCGCUGCAAAGUUCAGCGAGGCCGAGUCCUCCUCUUCCUUGCGCUGGCCACACCGACGACGAGUCGAACUACGACGAGCAAGGGGUGUUCAGAGGUCCUGCCUUAUUCAGCGGUGCAGCAUCAGAGAGAACUUCUCUGCACCGACGGCUACGUCGUGGAGGCUUAAGAGGGCGCUGUGAUGAGGAGGUCCCUCGGCAGACGGCAGAGCCACAAAGAGGUGCCAGUGCCUCUCCAUCGCUGGGUGGUCGGACGACCUUGCCUGCCCGUUCCGCCACGCGUCGAGUGUCUCCGAUUUCGCUGCUGGCAGUGGAGCGAAUCUAUGGAGUGUGCCCGCAGGCAGGCUUGCUCCCUCCGCUGGCCGCUGGUGGCCUGCCGGAUGCAUCGGAGGGAUCUGAACGCAGCCGAAGCCGAAGCCGCGAGCGCCAUGUAGAGGAGUCGCCGCUGGGCAGCCUGCAGCCACACCGGGGCGGCCGCCUUCUGAAGAAGCUGGGGUGUGGCCAAGGGGAGGAAUAUGUGCUGCCGGCAGAUGACACCGUGUCAACAAUC
Symbiodinium sp. CCMP2456 is the source of this 557-nucleotide messenger RNA. Lineage: Eukaryota; Dinophyceae; Suessiales; Symbiodiniaceae. The record is from the annotation of a GenBank genome assembly.